AAAUCGAUAUCCGAAGAUUCCGUAUUAUUUAGAUUAUAUUAUAGGGGGUUUAGACAAGUGCGGCAAAUUGCUAUAAGACGACGGUUCGGUUUGAUAUAUACAUAUGCCAUGUUUGGCGGCGAGGAAUGUGAAUUUGUAUAAGAAGAGACGGGCGGCGGUUGGGGAAUACGGGGUGAGAAGAGGAUGAGUUUUUGAGUUGUAGCUGCUUGGUUUGUGAGGUUAUGAGGAGGAAGGGAAAACAGGGUGUGAGUGUGGAUCUUGCGUGAGUAAUCGAGUGUUUAGUGUCUAACGUAGGGUUUGCUAACUGUGCUCCUCGAUUAACGUAGGGUUCUGUUUCGUGCUGUAACGAAGUUACAUGUAUGGCCAGCAAUAUGGAUUGUUCGAGGAUGAACGGACAACCCGAAGUUUGUAUGACAGACGAUUCGAUGUUUUAUUCGGCUUUAAGGAUCUUGGGAGAUUCAUAGCAUGGAUGAUUCCCAUUGUUCUGAUCUUCUUACGAUCCCAGAUCAACCCUUCUUCGAUAGUAAAGAACCGACUGCCAGCUUCUUGGACUUCAACAAUGUAAGUUGAGGCGAGCGUCUGAUAUACCAAAUUUAACACCAUCGCAGUUUCCAGAAAAUAUGAAACAGAAGCUCAUGCAGCAGGAAGGUACUCACGUCGACCUCAAGAUUGGAGAAAAGAACAAAACUGCCGCGCGGAGGUCUACCAUCCACCGCUCGCUGCCGUUGGGUGACAAGACAGGAUCAGCUCUCCCCGGGCGACGAUGGCAGCUUGUUCUGGCGGAUGGGAUACGACUGCCUUCUUCAUCACGCAGACAGCUUACCUGGUUCUGCGACGUCCGGAUGUGCUAAAAAAGCUUCAAGCAGAAUUGAGAGAGCUGUGGCCUGAUUGAGCGAGAAUAGAUCCAUGGCCAUGCUCGGCGAUUUACCAUCGCUGAACGCCGUGGUCAAAGAAGGCCUUCGGUCGAUGCACGGCGCAUUAUCGAGGCUGACUCGAGUCGAUCCGGCGGCUCCAGAG
This is a messenger RNA of Pseudocercospora fijiensis CIRAD86, 1017 nucleotides long. RefSeq lists its product as uncharacterized. The transcript has 2 exons. Bases 621 to 851 code for a protein of 76 amino acids. The record is from RefSeq and is a predicted model, not a curated record. Lineage: Eukaryota; Fungi; Ascomycota; Dothideomycetes; Mycosphaerellales; Mycosphaerellaceae.